This is a messenger RNA of Phacochoerus africanus (Common warthog), 1734 nucleotides long. RefSeq names its product CD82 molecule (gene CD82). The transcript has 9 exons. Gene Ontology annotation, cellular component: membrane. The coding region runs from base 145 to 945 and encodes 266 amino acids. Lineage: Eukaryota; Metazoa; Chordata; Mammalia; Artiodactyla; Suidae. The record is from RefSeq and is a predicted model, not a curated record.
CCGAGGCCGUUGAGUUCCCAGACGACCGCCGGGAGGGGGACGACCGAGAGACUGAACCCAGGGCUGCGCGGUCAGACGCUAACCAGGGCGCGAGCGGGCGACGCCGGGCUUGCAGAGCCAACAGGGAGCUCCAGGACCAGCAGGAUGGGGGCCGCCUGUAUCAAAGUCACCAAAUACUUCCUCUUCCUCUUCAACUUGCUCUUCUUUGUCCUGGGCGCGGUGAUUCUGGGCUUCGGGGUGUGGAUCCUGGCCGACAGGAGCAGCUUCAUCUCUGUCCUGCAGACCUCUUCCACCUCGCUCAAGGUAGGAGCCUACGUCUUCAUCAGCAUAGGGGCCUUCACCAUGCUCAUGGGCUUCCUGGGCUGCAUUGGUGCCGUCAAUGAGGUCCGCUGCCUGCUGGGGCUGUACUUUGCCUUCCUGGUCCUGAUCCUCAUCGCCCAGGUGGCUGCUGGGGUCCUCUUCUACUUCAACAUGGGCAAGCUGAAGCAGGAGAUGGGCAGCAUCGUGACGGAGCUCAUUCAGAAGUACGAGGAGGGUCGUCAGGACAGCUUACAGGAGGCCUGGGACUACGUGCAGGCUCAGGUGCAGUGCUGCGGCUGGGUCAGCUUCUACAACUGGACAGAAAACCCCAGGCUCAUGAAUCACACCAACACCACCUACCCCUGCUCCUGCGGGAAAAGGAGCCAGAAUGACAGCAGCCUCCCACCGGAGAAGGGUUUCUGCCACGCCCUCAACGGAACCCAGGGUGGCAACAACCCCGAUGCCUGGCCCGUGUACCACGAGGGCUGCAUGGAGAAGGUGCAGGCCUGGCUGCAGGAGAACCUGGGCAUCAUCCUUGGCGUGUGUGUGGGCGUCGCUGUCAUCGAGCUCCUGGGGAUGCUCCUGUCCGUGUUCUUGUGCCGCAGCAUCCACUCUGAAGACUACAGCAAGGUCCCCAAGUACUGAGGCGGCUGCUGUCCCCACCUCCCUGCCCGUCCCCCAACCUCAGGGCCCGCAGGGCUCUCCCUGGCAUCCUCCUCCAGGCCUGCCUCCCACCUCACUGCCAAGAGUGGUGGCAGGAAGCAGGGGCGCUUUCUGGGGCCCGGACCCCUCUCCUUUGCUCUUCUGCCACCAGCCUUAAGCCCCCACUAUUCUGCGGCUCCUUCACUCCUUGUCUGCCAGCGUCGUCUUAGCAACUCAGAGAAAACGCUCCCUGCACAGGUGGGCUGGGUUUCUACCUGCCUGGGGGGUUGUAUAUAUUGUGUGGGAGAAAGUGUAUUAAAACCUUGGUGGGGGGGGGGGGGACAAGGUACCCUGGGCUGUCAGGGGACUGCCCACUGCGUGGGUCGACUUUGUUUCCACUAUGAUGCUUCUGUCCUUGUUUUCACAUUUUCCUGGAGGUGGUGGGAGGGGGUGGGCUUGACCUGACAUGAAGGACAGCACCCCUUCCCCAGCCUGAGCCAGCCCCACCCAGGCAGCUCAGACCAGUUUGGGCCACAUUGUGCAGGCAGGGCCUAGGUGAGCUGGGUUGAGGGGGGCUGCCUGGGCUGCGGGUCUAGACUGUCCCUGGAUGGUUUAGGGACUCAGAGGGGUGCGCCCUCUGGGGGUGGCACCGAGCUGGCCUUGCAUUUGCCAGGCUCCUGAGCUAUCCAGGGCCUGGGUGGGUGAGGCUGUGCCUUGUAGGGGGUGGGAAGGGGCCCUGUGCACAGUUCUGUAAAACAGGAAUGACUGAUUAUUAAAGAGGAUUUGUAACAA